AUGCCGCCGAAAAGGGCAAAGAAGGGGGCGGCGGAUAAAAAGGAGGAGGACCUCGGUAACCACCCGCAGCCACCGAAUGUCUUCCUCUACAUCCAGCUGGCCAACAUAGCGAAUCUGCCGGAAACGAAGCAUCCGAUGGAGAUUCACAUUACCCAAGGAGGCAGUUUGAUCGUCAAAUGCGAUGAGCACUACAACACGGAUGGGAUCAUAGUACAGGCGGAAUUCUACGGGAAGCCCACGUUCACACUGAUCUUCCAGCAGGACAAUGUGGACAGGAUCAAUCAUGCGGCGGAUAAUCCUCUCCUGAUUCAACUGUACAUGCGUGUAUUUCCGCCUAAACCAGUCUUUGAAGUGGAAUAUGAAAUGUUAGAGGAGGAGGCGGAGGCGAAUGAUAAUCUGGAGGCGGAUUCCGACUCCGAUUUGGCCAUAUCCAGGACGACAACGAACGGAGAUGAUGAGUUCGUGGCCAGGGAGACGGAAAAGUUGGUUCUACUUUGUGUGGGCUACCUGGAUGUGAUCAAGUUGUUUGGCCACCGGCGCAGCAUGAUAGUUGAACAGUUGUUCCUCUAUCCCAUGCCGGAUGUUCCCAACGAUCUGCGCACAACCGUCCACACGGAAUGGCAUCUCUACACCCUGCUGCCCAUCGCCAAGAAGCUCACCUUCACCAACAUGGCCUUCGUGACAUUUGAGAGCAUCUACAACCUGAAGGAGGAGUACGUUUUGGACCAGGACUCCCUGUGGGUACGGGUCAGUUUUCGCUCCCGGCUGCCGAGUGAUCGAAAUGACUAUACGUUUAUACCGCUCUGUGAAUUCGGGAAUUUUGAGAGGAAGGUAAUCAGCAUGCAGGACAAUCAUCAUGUCUUCGAGUCCUUCCGACGCAGCGUGUAUCCUUGGCAUGUGACUGGGUUAAAGUCGGCCAUGGAGGUGGAAAUGCAUCGACUCUUCUCCGAACUAUUCACCACCGAGGGCAUGACGGUGGACUUUGAGGAAAUCGACAUUGGAAUCGAUGAGGCUCUCGUCUGCAACUCCUUUCACCGCUUUAUCCUGACCCAAAAGAUGGCCGAUAUCCUGUCCUUUGUCAUCACCUGUCAGCAGUAUGUUAUUGCAGUGGAGGUGUUUCAAACUUUUGGGGCCGCCAAGCCACAGAAAGUUUUCCAGGGCGUUCUUGAUCCAUCUAUAAUGGCCUUUCCGGGGGUUCAAAACAUGAGAUUCGCUGUGCAACUGGAUUAUCUGGGAAAAAUUAAGGCCAAAAAGCCGAUGAGCAGCAUAGUUAGUGGAAAGGGCUUGGAGCGCCAACGACUGAUGCCCACAUUUGCCAUCAUAAAGUUGUGUCUGCUGGCGCCAAUUGGUGAGAUCUACAAGGAGCUGAAGGUGUUUCGUGACAGCUUUGUUCGGCAGAAUCGACUGCUCUUCUGCGAUCGUCCUUACAGUUCCCCAAAGGUCUUAACACUGGCCGAGAUCCAAAUGGAAUCAUAUGCCCGAUUCGACAAGUUCAUCCGGGAUUGCAUUGCAUUUAUUAUCGACAAGAAGGUGAUGAAGAUCGAGGAUAAGAAGCAGCAUUUCUGCUGUGCUGUUCAAAACCUGACCAAUAUCCUGAUGAAGUUGGUGGGCAGUGUCUAUAAUACGAGGACUCCCACAUCCUCUAGCGUAGAGUUUGCGAACCUCUGCGCUUUUGCCUACAAUGACUUAGAGCCCCGGAUUCACAAUAUGGUGGAGCAGAUCGAGAACGAGGGCUUUGAGAAUUAUUCGGUCCAUAAGCGACUCCAAACAGAGCGGAUCAUCGACUACUUGAACACCAUCAAACUGCUCCACUUAGUGAAAGAUGAUAGCCUUGCUAAUCUUCUGCUUGAGAAGGCCACCACCGAGUAUCCCAGUGACGAACGCUUCUGGUUCUACAUGCUUAUCGCGUACAUGGAACGUGGCGAUCUGGAAAAGGCCAAAUUGUACUUUAAUUUUAAUCACCUGGCGGACACCCACGACUAUUUUGCGGGCUGGAUUAAAUUGUACAUCAACUACGUGGACACACGAAACAAUCCGGAAACCUCGCCCGACUGUACGGAGUGUCUUUUGAAGAGCAUUACGAACUAUGCUGAGCGGAAUCCUCGGCAACAGGAUGGCUGGAUCCUGCUGUACUGUUACUAUAAAAGGUUCAAAUACGAACCGGGCUGCGCCUUUGCCCUCUGGCGAUUUGCAGAUCAGAAUAGCCACAACCGGGUCAACUCCUCCUCCCAUGCUCCGCACAGCCUUUGGGGUCUUUUCCUAACCCUGACUACAACCUUGGACUCGGUUCGGGGAACCCUGUUCUUCGAAGUCUUCAGGACCUUUGUGCGUCUGGGUCUCUACGAGUUCGCCCAGGUCGUCUUUGCCGCCGUGGAACAUCUGUUCGAUGAUGCCGAUCGAUAUAUGAUCAAUACACAGCUGAUGCUGAUGCUCAAUCAACUGGAUGAGGACUUUGAGUUGCAGAGUUUUGAGUUUGGUGAAGAAGAGGAGGCUGAUAAAGAGGCCGCCAUGAAUGCCCAGAUCAAUGGUAAUGUGGAGUUCCAUCGAGGUAAUCUAGAGGAGGCUGCCUUAUACUAUGAGUGCUGCCUGACCUUGCCCCCUGCCGAGGAUAACGAACGCGAUUCCUUCGAGGUCAGCAGACUGCGACUGGGAUAUAUAUCAUAUGAGUUGGGCAACUACCAGAAAUGCAUUGAAGCUUUGAGCGUGCCAUUCGCUGGCAACCUGAUUUCCCUUGUGGCCAGCUAUAUGCUAGGCAAAUCCUACUAUAAACUAAACGAAUUGGAGAUGGCUCUGAAAUACUUUGCCAUUUGCACCCAACUGGAGACCCAUGUGCCCAAUGUAUGGGGAUUUCUGGCGCUAAUCAACCUGCGACUGGGUGAAAACUACAAGGCUGUCGAGUGCUGGAAGUACGCCAAAAUAGAACCCAACUUUGCCAUCGAUGACAUGAUGAUCUAUGAGGAACUAGAUGCCAUCGACUAUGAUUCCGUUGACUUGUAUAUAGAUUCUCCGAAUCAGUUGGUCGAAGACAUCUUCGCGAACUCACAGUCAAGCUAAUAAUUCCUAUAUUUUGUGUGUGUUUUGUGCUGUGAAUUCGAACCCAUAAAGUCCAUCAUUCUGACUUCUCUAUUCCA
Messenger RNA from Drosophila takahashii, 3131 nucleotides. RefSeq lists its product as uncharacterized. NCBI's taxonomy places the organism in Eukaryota, Metazoa, Arthropoda, Insecta, Diptera, Drosophilidae. The record is from RefSeq and is a predicted model, not a curated record. Gene Ontology annotation, molecular function: protein binding. Gene Ontology annotation, biological process: cilium movement; cilium assembly. Gene Ontology annotation, cellular component: extracellular exosome; motile cilium.